AUGUCUCAGCAAGGCCAAGACCAGUCUCAAGACCAACAGCAAGGGCUGUACAACCGCUACUAUCAAAACGCGGGACAGCAGCCCGGCUACCAGCAACCAGCAGGCAACUAUCAGCAAUACUAUCAGGCGUACGGCCAGCAGCAGCAGCAGCAGCAAGCAGGCGGAUAUCAAGCGUACGACCCAAACGCACAAGCAUACCAGGGCUACGACCAGAACGCCCAAGGAUACCAAGGCUACCAAGGCUACAACCAGGGCUACCAGGGCUACAACCAAGGUGGUCGCGGCGGAUUCAAGGGUAACCGUGGAGGAUACAGAAACAACAACAACGCCGGCUAUGGCGGCUACCAGGCCUACAACCAACAGCAAGCUUACCAGCCUUUUGAACAGCAAGCACAGCAGUCUCAGGGCAUGACUUUGCAGGACUUCCAGAACCAGAAGAGCACAGGUCUCAACACCCCUGCAGCUUCUACUGCGGCCGCCGCUUCUCCUUCUGCGCCUGCUCCAAAGCCCAAGAAAACCCUGAAGCUUGCCUCCAGCUCUGGCAUCAAAUUAGUUGGUGCCACUAAGAAGCCCGAGGUUGUCAAGAAAGAAGAGCCAAAAAAGGAAGAACCUAAGAAAGAGGAGCAAUCCGCUGAAGACAACACCCAAGAGUCAACUGGUCCAGCUGCUGACAAUGCUGGCGAAGAGGCCACCAAAGAUAGCGAGACUGCUUUGCCAAAGGUUGAGCAGCUCAAAAUUAGCGAAGAGAAACCAGCCAAGAAGGAAGAGGAGACCGCGAAUGCCUCCACUGCCCAGGCUAGUUCCGCAGACGCCAUCAUCAAAGAACAAGAGGAUGAAAUUGACGAAGAGAUUGUCAACGAUAUGUUCGGCGGCAAGGACCACAUGUCUAUUAUUUUUAUGGGCCAUGUCGACGCUGGUAAAUCAACCAUGGGCGGUAACCUUCUAUACCUAACGGGCUCUGUGGACAAAAGAACCGUUGAGAAAUAUGAGAGAGAGGCCAAGGAUGCUGGUAGACAAGGCUGGUAUCUGUCGUGGGUCAUGGACACAAACAAGGAAGAGAGAAAUGACGGUAAGACCAUCGAGGUUGGAAGAGCUUACUUCGAGACAGAAAAGAGAAGAUACACCAUCUUGGAUGCUCCUGGCCACAAGAUGUAUGUUUCUGAAAUGAUUGGUGGUGCGUCCCAAGCUGACGUCGGUAUUCUUGUGAUCUCCGCAAGAAAGGGUGAAUAUGAAACAGGUUUCGAGAAGGGCGGUCAAACCAGAGAGCAUGCUCUAUUGGCGAAGACACAGGGUGUCAACAAAAUGAUCGUAGUUGUCAACAAAAUGGACGACCCCACUGUCGGUUGGGACAAGGAGCGUUACGACCUCUGUGUCAAGAACAUUUCUACUUUCUUGAAGGCCAUUGGAUACAACAUUAAGCAAGAAGUAAUUUUCAUGCCUGUAUCUGGUUACACUGGCGCCGGUUUGAAGGAACGUGUCAAUCCAAAGGACUGCCCUUGGUACAAGGGCCCUGCUCUGCUUGAGUACCUGGAUAACAUGACUCACGUGGACCGCCGCAUUAAUGCUCCUUUCAUGCUGCCAAUCGCGUCUAAAAUGAAGGACUUGGGUACUAUCGUCGAGGGUAAAAUUGCCUCGGGCCACAUCAAGAAGAACACCAGCACACUGUUGAUGCCAAACAGAAUCCCAGUUGAAAUUGUCAAUAUCUACAACGAGACUGAGGCCGAGGUUGACAUGGCUGUUUGUGGUGAGCAAGUCAGAUUGAAAAUCAAGGGUGUUGAGGAGGAAGAUAUUUCUCCAGGUUUCGUCCUAACAUCUCCUAAGAACCCUGUGAAGAACGUUACCAAAUUCAUUGCUGAAAUUGUCAUAGUUGAACUGAAAUCUAUCAUAUCUGCUGGUUUCUCAUGUGUCAUGCACGUUCACACUGCUAUCGAAGAAGUCACUAUCUCCAAGUUGUUGCAUAAGCUAGAAAAGGGCACCAACCGUAGAUCUAAGAAGCCUCCUGCUUUCGCUAAGAAGGGUAUGAAGAUCAUUGCGCUUUUGGAGACUGAGGAACCGGUUUGUGUUGAGACUUACCAGGAUUACCCACAGCUAGGUAGAUUCACACUGAGAGACCAGGGUACCACUAUUGCCAUUGGUAAGAUUGUAAAGAUUAAGGAUUAA
Molecule: messenger RNA, 2160 nt
Organism: Lachancea thermotolerans CBS 6340
Lineage: Eukaryota; Fungi; Ascomycota; Saccharomycetes; Saccharomycetales; Saccharomycetaceae
Gene: SUP35
Product: translation termination factor GTPase eRF3
Exons: 1
Coding region: 1-2160 (719 amino acids)
Biological process (GO): nuclear-transcribed mRNA catabolic process, deadenylation-dependent decay; translation; translational termination
Cellular component (GO): translation release factor complex
Molecular function (GO): GTP binding; GTPase activity; translation release factor activity
Source: RefSeq, a predicted model, not a curated record